Talaromyces amestolkiae is the source of this 1107-nucleotide messenger RNA. RefSeq lists its product as uncharacterized. NCBI's taxonomy places the organism in Eukaryota, Fungi, Ascomycota, Eurotiomycetes, Eurotiales, Trichocomaceae. The record is from RefSeq and is a predicted model, not a curated record. Bases 1 to 1107 code for a protein of 368 amino acids. Gene Ontology annotation, molecular function: mRNA binding. The transcript has a single exon.
AUGUCCUUGCCACCACCUCCAGGUCCUAAACAACCUUCUUCUCUCCCACCGCGUCCGCCGUCGUCAUUCAAACCAGCCUAUUCCUCCGCGCCUUCCUAUUCAUCUCCUGGCACUAGUGCCGCUUCCACAGCUAGUCAUGGCGCAAGACCAGCUGCUUUCACGGCCUUUGCGCCUCGCGCGGUAGCUUCGAGUCAACCGUACCGAAGCAGUCCUGCUGUUUCCGCCGCGCCUCAACCUAGUACGACAUACCAACAACCAGCAGCACCGGGCUAUUCGUCCACUUACCAGAACCCGCAACAGUCUUAUCAAGCAGGCGCACAGCCAUACUACGGUCAGCAAUCUGGAUACGGUGACGGUCAAUAUGGCGCCUCUGCUGUGCCUCAGAUCGCCAACCCAUUCCCGAUCCCCGGGCAGGGACGUGAUGGUGGUGUGGACCCCGAGAUGGAAGCUCAAAUUGCGCAAUGGCAAAGCGCAUACAUGAAUACAAGCGAAGAUGGUUCAGCAGCUACGGGCCAGGCAAAAUUAAGAAGCCGCCCUACACAUUCUACCGCCAGCGCAACAAUCUCAGGCACACCUACAUACAGCGGCACCGCUUCACAUACACCUGUCCCUACUCAACCGGAUUCCAAAACAGUUGUUCGUCAAGGAGGCGGUCAGACUUGGACAGAUUCCACCCUCCUAGAAUGGGAUCCGGCUCAUUUCCGACUUUUCGUCGGUAACCUCGCAGGCGAGGUCACCGAUGAUUCAUUGAAAAAGGCAUUCGCCAGAUACCCAUCGAUUCAAAAGGCGCGCGUUAUUCGCGACAAACGGACGGAGAAGAGUAAAGGAUAUGGAUUUGUCAGUUUCAGCGAUGGAGACGAUUAUUUCAAGGCUGCGCGAGAAAUGCAGGGGAAAUAUAUUGGUUCGCAUCCUGUUCUUUUGCGGCGAGCGAUGACGGAGGUUCGGCCUGUGCAGGAUAAGAGGGACAAGAAGGGGAAGAAGGGUGGAUAUGGAGGAGGAGGAAGUGGUAAGAAUCAACCGCACGGUACGGUGGGUGGAGGGAAACCGAAGGGAGAUGGUGUGAAGAAACAGGGUUAUACCAGGGGUGGGUUGAAGAUUCUUGGUUGA